CGUUUUUGGCACGCGGACAACAGCUCAACCGGACAUCCAAAUUCCGCAAACUGCUACGGUCAGCUACCGAAGAGCUGCGAAAACGCGCAUCACGCGGAUCUGUUACCGCACGCGCCCACCCCGCUCUCAUCUCCAUCAACAGAGAGAGAGAGAGAGAGAGCGCGCAAUCUCACUCGAUCCUCUUUAAAAGAAAUGCUGAUCUUCUAAUCUGUCACCGACAUAGCUCCGCUCCACCUCCUCGGACUCCCCGGAAAGACAGAGACUCGCACUCUGCUGCUCGCUCUCGCGACCGGUACCGGCACCGCUAGCGACGAUGCGCGAUGGGUCAAGCGUGCGGACACUCGCUGCUCUGCCGUAGUCAGCAGUAUCAGCCCACGUCGGACAUACGAGGGCAGCAAGUCUUCCUGAGAGCCGAGGAGCCACCUGUGUUUCCGCACACCUUUCAGGAUGCAUUGCUGCGUCUUGCCUCCAUUGUUGAUGCCAACAGUCUACGGGUGGCCAUUAAGGAGACACUGGGAGCAGUUCUGCCAAAAGUGGAGAGUGUAUUCGUGUACUUGUUGGAGGCGGAGUGUCGGAUGCGAUGCGAGGAUCCACCUCACGAGCUCUGUGCAGAUGGCAAGCUCAGGGAGGUGUUGGAGCACAGGAAGUCAGUGGUGUGUGCUGGUCUGCCAUCUACGGAGCUGCAUGAGAACCACAGGGGCACCCUGGCAGCACCCCUCCCCCCCGACAAACGAGCUGUGAUCAUUCCUUUGGUUGAUGAGGAUGAAAAUGUUGUCAUAUCGCUUGUGCUGGUUUGCUGCCAAAAGCUGACAGAUCAGGAUGAGCAGAAUCUUAAUCUUCUGGAGAAGCACCUUGCCGUAGCCUGUAAAAGAGUCUGGGCAAUACAGAGGUCUUCAGACCGGCCGACAGCCCAAUCCAGUGAUGUAGCUCUCAGAGUCAACACCACCACCACGAAGGAAAGAGACUAUAGAGAAUUGGACCGCAAGAUCCUGCAGCUCUGUGGAGAGCUGUAUGAUCUGGAUGCUGCAUCGCUUCAGCUUAAAGUCAUCCACUAUCUGCAGAAAGAGACUCAGUCUCAGUGCUGCUGUCUUCUACUAGUGUCAGAAGACAACCAUCAGCUCUUCUGCCAGGUAGUGGGAGAUAAAGUUCUGGAAGAGGAGAUCAGCUUUCCUCUGAUGUUCGGCCGCUUUGGGCAGGUGGUGGAGAAAAAGAAACCCAUCACCUUACAGGACAUUAGCCAGGAGGAGCAGCGGCAACUGAGUAGCAUGUUGGGGUUCGAGGCUCACUCUAUGCUGUGUGUACCCGUGGUCAGCCAGGCCACCGCCCAGGUGGUGGCGUUGGCGUGCGCCUUCAACAAGAAAGGAGGACAGAAGUACUCCGACGUGGAUGAACAUCUGGUCCAGCACUGCUUCUGCUACACGUCCACUGUGCUCACCAGCACGCUGGCCUUCCAGAAAGAACAGAAGCUCAAGUUUGAGUGUCAGGCACUACUUCAAGUGGCCAAAAAUCUCUUCACACACCUUGAUGACGUCUCUGUGCUCCUGCAGGAGAUAAUUGUGGAGGCUCGCAACUUGAGCAAUGCUGAAAUUUGUUCGGUGUUUCUCCUUGAUCGCCUCAGUCAUGAACUCGUGGCCAAAGUGUUUGACGGUGGAGUGGUGAACGACGAUGAGAAGGAGUUCCGCAUCCCUGCGGAUCAGGGAAUCGCCGGACACGUGGCCACUACGGGGAAGAUCCUGAACAUCAAGGACGCGUACUCCCACCCGCUCUUCUACCGCGGCGUGGACGACAGCACGGGCUUCCGCACCCGCAACAUCCUCUGCUUCCCUAUCAAAGACGAGAACGGAGAGGUGAUUGGAGUGGCUGAGUUGGUGAAUAAGACUAACGGGCCGUGGUUCAACCGCUUUGAUGAGGAUUUGGCCACUGCCUUUUCCAUCUACUGUGGGAUCAGUAUUGCCCAUUCUCUGCUCUAUAAGAGAGUGCACGAGGCUCAAUUCCGCAGCCACCUGGCCAAUGAGAUGAUGAUGUACCACAUGAAGGUGUCUGAGGAGGAAGUGACGCGGCUGCUGUGCGGCGGCAUCCAGCCCGUCCAGAAGAUCCACCAGGACUUUGCCCAGUUCACCUACACGCCUCGUUCGCUGCCGGACGACAGCACGCCCAUGGGCAUUCUAAGCAUGUUUGAGGACAUGGGCUUCAUAAACACCUACAAGAUUGACCUGCACACGCUGGCCAGGUUUUGUCUGAUGGUGAAGAAGGGCUAUAGGGAUCCUCCCUACCAUAACUGGAUGCAUGCCUUCUCUGUUUCCCACUUUUGCUACCUGCUCUACAAGAACCUAGAACUCUCUGACUACCUCGAGGACAUCGAAAUCUUUGCUCUGUUUGUGUCCUGCAUGUGUCAUGAUCUGGACCACCGCGGGACAAACAACUCGUUCCAGGUUGCCUCUAAAUCUGUUCUGGCAGCCCUUUACAGUUCUGAGGGAUCAGUUAUGGAGAGGCAUCACUUUGCUCAGGCCAUCGCCAUCCUUAACACGCAUGGCUGCAACAUCUUUGAGAAGUUCAACAGAAAGGACUACCAGAGAAUGCUGGACCUGAUGAGGGACAUCAUUCUGGCCACUGAUCUGGCACAUCACCUCCGUAUUUUUAAAGACUUGCAGAAGAUGGCAGAGGCUGGCUACAACCCCAGGAGUGUGACCCACCGUAGUCUGCUCUUAUGCUUGCUCAUGACCUCCUGUGACCUCUCAGACCAGACCAAGGGCUGGAAGACCACCAGAAAGAUUGCCGAGCUCAUCUACAAAGAGUUCUUCUCACAGGGUGACUUGGAAAAGGCGAUGGGGAACAGGCCCAGUGAGAUGAUGGAUCGGGAGAAGGCUUACAUCCCAGAAUUACAGAUCAGCUUCAUGGAACACAUCGCAAUGCCCAUCUAUAAGCUACUCCAGGAGAUUUUUCCACGGUCGUCAGAACUUUACGAGCGUGUGGCAGCCAAUCGCGUGCAGUGGGCGAAAGUUUCUCACAAGUUCACUAUCCGCGGCUUGCCUAGCAACAACUCCCUUGACUUCCUCGACGAGGAGUUUGAGCUGAUGCAAUCCCAGGGUGCAUUUGGGGAUGACGGUCACCGCAUGAAUGGAUGCCUAGAGGAAGACUGUGGCAAGAGAGACCAGUGAUGUCACAGGCCAUCCUGCUGACCAAUGACCGAUGACUCGCACUGAGAAAAGGUAGCCGUUUCUCCUUUUUGUCAUCGUCACGGAGAUGGUUUUGGAGGGAAGACCAGAUUAGGACAUUAACUGGCGGCUGUGUUGAGACACUGAAGUUUGUGGGCGGGGCAUAGAUGCUGCAGCUAAUGAUGUCAUUUCCAUGCAUUCAGAACAUUUGUGCAUCAAGAACAUUUUUUCUUGUUGGUAGAGUCCUCAAGUGCUUGGUGUAGCCUCGUGUUUUCAUAAAAUGUGUCAAAAAAUAUUUCAGAAUGUUCUUUACCAUUUACUUAACCCAUAUUUUGAUAGCUGAACAAAGCCUCAUACAUUUUUUAGUUUUUAUAUUCCAUCCUACUUUCCAAAACGUAAUAAGAUCACAUCUAAAUGUACAUGUACAAUGUAUACAAGCAGA
Electrophorus electricus (electric eel) is the source of this 3597-nucleotide messenger RNA. RefSeq names its product phosphodiesterase 2A (gene pde2a). Gene Ontology annotation, molecular function: 3',5'-cyclic-nucleotide phosphodiesterase activity; protein binding. NCBI's taxonomy places the organism in Eukaryota, Metazoa, Chordata, Actinopteri, Gymnotiformes, Gymnotidae. Gene Ontology annotation, biological process: signal transduction. The record is from RefSeq and is a predicted model, not a curated record.